GAGGGACAUGGAAGCCCUGCACGUGGGUUUUCUUUUUUUAGGAACUUGCCUCUUAUCUUGCUGAGUGUGUGAUAGAAAAAAUGUGACUUCCUUCAGUCUGGUUAUAGUCCACGGUGAAUAGCUUAAUCGGAGGAGAAGAAUAAUAGUAGUGAAUUUUACUGUGAGUAAAGGAAAGUGGAGAUAAACUACGGUAACUAAAGUAAGAUAGCUCUGGACACUAAUUUUGUUGUUAAAUUAAUUUCAAACCUGUUAAUUGCUUUACUGGAAGUGAAUUCUUCAAGUUUACCAAUAUGGCUCUGACUGUUACGUUCCUGAACAGUGCUUACUUACAUGGUAGAUGCUGCAGGCACAACGUUUUGCACCCCUUAUUUGGACCUCUCCUCAGCGAUUCCAUGUCAAAAUUGUAUAGCAGCUACAGGAGGCCAGGGUCACAGCCUGAGAAAAAAACAUCUUGGCAAAAUAUUGAUUUCAGUUUUAAGAAGGGCAUUGAAGUUUUAAAGACUCAGCUAAGCAUGCUGAAGAAGGAGACCGAAGAUUACUUAAUAGGACCCGGAGGCCAUCCAUUCAGUCAGUACCUGUUGGAACAGACAAGGGUAUUGUGGGAGUUUCGGAGCCAAGAAGAUUUAAAUAAAUGGGUUAUUUCCUCCGAUGUAGAGAUUGGAGGGAAAAGUGAAGUUCACCUCAAAUUGGGUAGGAAUAACCAGGCUGCUCUGCUGUAUGGAACCCUCAAUACGGAAGUACCUCGUGAUGGGGAGACAAAAUACAGCGGAUAUUGUAGUAUGAGAGCUAAACCACCAGUGGGAUCUUUUGCUAGGAAGAAGUAUUAUGACUGGUCAAACUUCAACAGUCUGUAUUUACGUGUCCGUGGCGAUGGCAGACCUUGGAUGGUAAACAUUUAUACAGACCCUUACUUCUCUCAUCAAAAGGAUGACCUCUACAACUACUUCAUGUUCACCCGAGGAGGCCCAUACUGGGAGGAAAUAAAGAUUCCGUUCUCCAAAUUCUUUCUCUCCAGUCGGGGAAGAGUUCAGGACGACCAGCAUCCUAUCUGGUUAGACAAGGUUAGUACCCUUGGAUUCACAAUCGGAGAUAAAGUAGAUGGUCCAUUCCAGCUGGAGAUUGAUUUUAUUGGCCUGCUAAACGACAGAGCUCAUACAGAAGAAUUUGCCUAUGAAACAUAUGAAAAGAAUCCUCGAGUCUAAGUUGGGCUGGUGUCUUUGGGACAUUCUUCAGAUGCUUGGUUCAUUUUUAUAAAACACUUCUUAACGUGUGGCUUAAAACAACUUGAAGAGUCUAUGUAAACAUUAAAGAGAUAAGUGCAUGAAGUGUUGACUGUAGUAAUCCGACUCGAGUGACACCAUUGGCAUCUUCAAGCUGCCAAAUACAGAGUCCUGGAGAGACUGUACAUACAUGGACUGGAACAUAGCCUCAGGAGAGUUGUGAUGCAUUCUUACAAAGUAGUAACUGUUGACUGGGUAAGUUUUGGCUUCUGUCCUGAGCUUUACAGAAAUAAAAGUAUUUCAUGAG
Pygoscelis adeliae (Adelie penguin) is the source of this 1527-nucleotide messenger RNA. RefSeq names its product NADH dehydrogenase (ubiquinone) complex I, assembly factor 1 (gene NDUFAF1). Gene Ontology annotation, cellular component: mitochondrion. The record is from RefSeq and is a predicted model, not a curated record. The transcript has 5 exons. Lineage: Eukaryota; Metazoa; Chordata; Aves; Sphenisciformes; Spheniscidae. Bases 291 to 1202 code for a protein of 303 amino acids. Gene Ontology annotation, biological process: mitochondrial respiratory chain complex I assembly; mitochondrial electron transport, NADH to ubiquinone.